AUGAGGAAUUUUUGUCAGAAAUUAGCCAGCCUAAAAAAAGAUCCCGAAGUUAUUCCCAUGAGAGUUAAUGCUUCAAAGAUUGAAAUAAUUGAAUUAAAACUGGAACCACUCCCCGCUAUGCUCGAUGACAGGAAAGCAGCGCGGAUCUUGAGAUUGACUGCCUUAACAGAAUAUGCAAAUUGCCGAGCUUUCGAUAUGUUCACCUCAAUUGAUGCUCUCUUACAAAACGAGAGUACUAUAGUCAACAGUAGCACCGGAGGCUGUCAGCUUACCGCCACAACUAUUGCUACUGCAGCAGCAUUUGAGAAUUGCCGGAGAAAUUACGCAGAAGUUGUCCAAAAUAUUGAUACCAGCAGAAGUAAUGAGGAUCAUCUUACUUUUGAUACCAGAAAUUCUCAAAUGUUGUCGGGAAAGCUAUCACACUGCAACACCUUAUCUGAUAUGGGAAGUAAGCAUGCUGGUACAUCUUUAUCCCCAUCUUCUGCAUCGUUUUUGUUUCCAUCAGUAUCGGCAACGACAUCAUCAUUAUCGUUACCAACAUCAUCAUCAUUAUCAAAAUCAUCCAUUCCUACAACUUCUAUAACAAAGCCAGCAUCAUCAUCAUUAGCAGCGGCCACAGCAGUAGCACCGAUGAUAAGAGACCAUUUGCCAUAUUCAUCUGUUUUUCAAGCGGCUAAUAUCCCAUUACUGUAUGAUCAUUUAGCUUUAACAAUAAAUUUACUUUUGCUAGCAAUUGCAGUAAAUGCUUGGCAAACUUUGGGCAAGAUACGACGACCGCGAACAGCUUUUACAACUGAACAACUCAUUGAACUUGAAAAAAACUUUGCACAAAACCGCUACUUAUCGCGACCUAGGAGGUAUCAAUUGGCUCAAGAAUUGCAUUUAUCCGAGACCCAAGUGAAAAUAUGGUUUCAGAACAGACGUAUGAAAAACAAAAGAUCUGCAAGUGGGAUGUUAAAUCUAAAUGAAAACCCAAACCACGUCUGA
Messenger RNA from Thelazia callipaeda (thelaziosis nematode), 987 nucleotides. The record is from the annotation of a GenBank genome assembly. NCBI's taxonomy places the organism in Eukaryota, Metazoa, Nematoda, Chromadorea, Rhabditida, Thelaziidae.